GCUAUUCACAUGGCUUGCAGAAUGUGGGCUGUGAUUAUUGUUUAAAUUUGUCAGUUUGCCUGAAACGCUGUUGAUUCUUUAUUGUCAACUCGAGCUGUAUGUAAUCUCUGUUAACAGGAUUUUAUACAGUGUAAUAAAACUUUCCUCUUCUGAGUGUAGACAGGAACUUCUUUUUGAAAAGGUGUAGAGUGAAUUGAAAGCUGGUCAAUAUGGUUCAAAGAUCCUAGGAACUGAAGCUGGAGCGUUCAAUGCUGGAAACAGACUGCAGGGUGAAAGAAAAGAUGCAGAAUCUGUGUGUUACAAAUGGGAGAACAGAGCAGUGCUGUGGGGAGCACAGACGGAGACUGGAGUUGUUCUGCCAGGAGGAUGAGGCCUUUAUCUGUGUCCUGUGUGUUCCCAGACAUUCAUGUCACAGUUUUGUUUUCCUGCAUGAGACAGUCGGUGUGUAUAAGAAGAAGCUGAAAACAUCGUUAUCAUCCCGUGAACUAAAAGUCAGAGAUCGUAAAGAUUUACAAACCAAGACUGAGACUGAAUUCCUGGAGAUACAAGAACAUGCUGUUAAUUUAGAAAAAUACAUUGCAGAAGAGUUUGUAAAACUGCACCAGUUUCUCCAUGACAAGGAACAAAAACUCCUUCAAAAACUUUACAGCAAAGCAUCAGAAAUCCUGAAAGAGCUAGAAGAAAAUCUUGAAUGCAUUAAAACUGUUACAGAAAUCCACUCAGCAGUGCCUGAUACUAACUUGGAAACCAGAAAAGAAGUAGACAUUCUGGGAGAGAGAAAUGACACAGAUAAUCUGGCAACCACAGAGGAAUCGGUGUCGGGUGACACCUCAGAACAUGGAAAACACAAAACUAAUGGAGUUCUGUCAGCUCCAGAAUCCUUUGAGGAUGUUGCUGUUGCUUUCUCAGCAGAGGAGAUGAAGCUGUUAACAAAACAAGACAAGGAACUUCAUAAGGAAGUGAUGUUAGAUAACUAUGAAACCUUAGUUUCAGCAGGUUACAAGAUCCCCCCAGAGGCAUUGUUAGUGCUACUUAAAGAAGAUAAUGCUGAACUGCCAGAGACUGACAUGGAAAAGAUAAACAGAGCAAAACACAAGAAUAAUUUUGAAGAAAACUCCCUCAGUAAGAGAACAGCUUAUUAAUGAUGCAUUUUAAUGAAAUUUUCUACUCUCCUUAAAAUAAUUUGAGGAAAAUGGGAGAAAAUAUAUAUGUACAGU
Messenger RNA from Protopterus annectens (West African lungfish), 1217 nucleotides. RefSeq names its product tripartite motif-containing protein 15-like. Gene Ontology annotation, molecular function: zinc ion binding. Lineage: Eukaryota; Metazoa; Chordata; Ceratodontiformes; Protopteridae. The record is from RefSeq and is a predicted model, not a curated record. The transcript has 5 exons. Bases 249 to 1142 code for a protein of 297 amino acids. Gene Ontology annotation, biological process: regulation of DNA-templated transcription.